Molecule: messenger RNA, 1152 nt
Organism: Meloidogyne enterolobii
Lineage: Eukaryota; Metazoa; Nematoda; Chromadorea; Rhabditida; Meloidogynidae
Source: the annotation of a GenBank genome assembly
AUGCCCAGUUACAUGCCUGUCUCAAUAUUUAUUGAGAAAGUUGGAGAUUUACGAAAUCAUUCAAAAAUGGAGAGAAUUCAAUCUUUAAUUGAAACAUUUGAAAAAGAGCCGAAUAAUAUGGGGGCUCCUUUUACUCAUUUUUGGCUAAGAGAUUAUGAAAGAUAUUUGGCUAGUGAAAUAGCUGAGGAAGAAAAUGAUGAAGAAAUUGAAGAAAAUAAUCAAACAAAAAAUCAAACUUCAAAACAGCCUUCUUUUAGACAUUCACAAAUGUCUUCAUUUCUAGGAUGGCCAGAAUAUCGGCAUUGGAAUGGAUUUUUACGUUUUAAUAAAAAUGGGCAUUUGGAAAGUUUUUUUGUAAUUACAGCCUUUCACGGGCCUGCUUUAGUUGAAUGGAAUAGUCGAGCUAAUUUACUUGGGAGAUGGAGACAAAUAGUUGAUAAUUAUACGGAUAUUGGAGCUUUUGUUUGGGUAGAAGAAUCACAGUUUUUAGAUCAGAUUGAGACGUUAGUGCCGGCUACUGUACAAUCCUCUAUUGCUACUUUGCUUUGUAUGUCGAUUGUAUGCUCUGUUUUUAUGUCAAAUAUAUUCACUGUUGCAAUUGCCACAAUAUGUAUUGUAUCAAUUUGCUUGGGAGCAUUUGGAUUAUUAGUUUUGUGGGGAAUUGAUUUAGAUCCUAUUUCAAUGGCCACAACAAUAAUGUCAAUCGGGUUUUCUGUUGACUUCCCCGCCCAUGUUACUUAUCAUUACUAUAGAUGUUCUAAAUUUGAUGAUGGUCGAAUGCUAAGUCCAGAACAAAGAGUUCAUGCUUCAUUAUUAGCUAUAGGAUUCCCACUUUUGCAAUGUGGAAUGAGUACAAUACUUUUUGUACUUUGUCUACUUUUUGUAGACACUUAUAUGAGUGAAGUUUUUGUCAAGUCAAUGUUCCUCGUUGUCUCUUUAGGUUUAAUUCACGGUUUAUUUGUUGUCCCUUCUAUGCUAUGUGCUCUCUCAAAUAUUAAUUUAUUGUUAGAGACAAUCAAAAAGCAAAUUUUCUCUCCAUCCAAUCACCGCCCAUUCUCUGCUAAUGCCAAAAGAAAAAAUUCAAUAAAUAGUUAUAAAUUACAAAGAAAAUCAAGCAGUAAAUUGGUAAUAUCGGUUGUGGGGCCUGGUUAA